CGGUCUGUUUAAAAGGUCUGAGCUCCUGUCAGUGCGACACUCUCAUCUUCAAGUCAUGGAGAAUCUGAACCCUGAAGAUCUACACCACUUGGUUGAAGACUCAUUUCUUGGGGGCUUCGACGACCUGGAUGGUUUAGUUCCUCCCGCUAAUAAUAACGACGCUAACAGAAAGACCCUGAUCCAGCUGAAUGAACGUCUGGUAAAAUACCUGGAGAAUGUGAAAUCUCUGAAAAAAGAAAACCAGAACCUACAGACAAAAAUCAAUGAGCUUGAGGGGAGGGAUCACCAUGGAGGUGACUGGUAUCAAACCCAGAUACUCCUGGAGAGGAUUGAAAAUAUCACAAAGGAGAAUGCAGAGAAACUGCUGCAGAUCAAAACUAUCAAACUAGAAAAAGAAGAACUCAAUAGAAAGCUGGAGGAGGAAACGAAAGGGGAAAAAAAGUUGGAGAAAGAGCUGAAGGAUCUGGAGAAAAACACCAGACUGCAAAAACAACAACAAGAAAACUUGAAUGAGGAAAUUGAGCAGUUGAAGGAGAAGUUCCAACAACAGCAAUGUAAUCAUCAGACUAAUGUCAAGGAACUGUGUGAGAAGAUCAAGGAGACGAAGGUGACAGUGGAGAUCGACUCUGAGAAGUCCAACCUGGCUGAACUUGUCAGGAAUAUCCGGAAGAAAUAUGCUGAAAUAGCAAACACAAACACAGAUGAGAUGAACAACUGGUACAAGAAAAAGCUCGAGAGCAUCCAAAACGAGGAGGCCCAUAACCUGCUGGAACUGAAAUCUGCUAAAUCUAAGUGCAUGCAACUGCUGAGGCAGAAGAAAAUCUUGGAAAUUGGGAUUAAUGCCCUUAACACCACGAUCAAAAGUCUGGAAAAGACUCAGGAGGAGACAAGACAUCGAGUGUCUGGUUUCAAAGACGAAACGGAUGACCUGAAGAAGAUGCUUGAGGCCCUGAUAAAGCAGAUUAAAGAGCAGUACUUAAAGAACCUAAAGCUGUUUAAUGUCACAGAGAGCCUAAAGGAGCAAAUCGAUAAAUACCAAAGUCUGGUUGAAUCCAACAAGGGGCCUGAUUCAGACCAAUCACCUUUAAAAACAACAAAACUCACCAGUGAUGAAGAAGACAGCAAUGAUGAAUAAGACACGGAGGGAUGAAGAAGACAUGGAGGGAUGAAGAAGACAUGGAGGGAUGAAGAAGACAUGGAGGGAUGAAGAAGACAUGGAGGGAUGAAGAAGACAUGGAGGGAUGAAGAAGACAUGGAGGGAUUGAAUAAUUUCUCCUGAAACCAGCUUCCAGUGGUGGUUUGGGGAACUGCAGCUUGUGGUUUUGCCUUAAAUUCAUAAGGUGGAGGGAUUUCAUGUAACAGGACAAUAUGACAAAAAGAUUAAAUGUUUAACUAAUCACAUCUUUUCUCUCUGUCACUGACGACGAUUGAUUC
Messenger RNA from Oryzias melastigma (Indian medaka), 1434 nucleotides. RefSeq names its product keratin, type I cytoskeletal 18. The record is from RefSeq and is a predicted model, not a curated record. Lineage: Eukaryota; Metazoa; Chordata; Actinopteri; Beloniformes; Adrianichthyidae. Bases 56 to 1135 code for a protein of 359 amino acids. The transcript is spliced from 7 exons. Gene Ontology annotation, molecular function: structural molecule activity.